AUGUUUGCAUCUCCAUUGCCACCUGGACCAGAUCUGCCAUCUGUUACUUCCGCCGGUGCCGCUGGCUUUGUGACCAGUGGAACUGAGUCACUGCAACGCGGCGCUGAACAGCGUCAGGGCCUCAAGAACUACCCUGCGGACAAUCCCGACGGAAAACUCACAGGAGCAUAUACAGAGGGGACAAAGCUCACAGGAACCAACGCUUGCCCCGUCAAGCGCCUUUCAUCUGUUGAUGUCGAAGGCAGUGAUGUAAACUUGACUGCCAGCCUAGACACUUUCAUUGCUGGCGUUCAGGGACAGCGCCCACAGAACUGUCAAACUGCUGUGACAUCCCACAGUCCCCAACCUGAAAGCAAAGACGAAGCUGGUGCCAUCCACACAGGUAGUGCCAAGAACCCAGGAGAAGGAAUAUCUGGGGUAACUCGUGAACUACGCAGGGGCGGCACCAUGGAAGGCUACGGUCGCUCAUCGUACAUGCAAUCAGCACUUGGCUCUGUAUUUCCUGAAGCGUAUACAAAUAGCUACGUGGUGCCAAGAGAAGGCGAAGCGGCUUCAUUGCCAGCUACCAGCUCGUACCAGGUGGUCCUUUCGGAUGGGACGUCCUACCCAUCGGCAGUCUUUCCUGGAGUCAGCGGUCGGGAAUCCGUUACGAGGAGUUCACUUCCGCACGCUGCUGCGCCUCAUAGCUACUUCUCCCCUGCAAACGUUGCUCAGGAGAUUCCAUCUUAUCCGUAUACGGAAACAAUUCACUACGCGGAGCCGGCAACUGCUGUGUCCCCAGUAACUGGUGGGACAACAAAUUACUACACUUCAUGUUACCGCCGGCAAUUCCCAGCCUCGCCAAUCGUGGCCGACUCUGCGGCAGUAGACGAUGAUGGAGUCCCUGCUGUUUCGCUGCCUCACGAGAAGGAUUUUGCAGGGCGCAAAAGCCACGGGGUUUCGGAUCAGCAAAAGACACAGAAUGCUGAGGCUGCUGAUAGGCCUACCAUUACCAGUUUGACCGAGCCAAUGCUGUUGGUCGAUGGAAUUAUGGGUCUUCCACUCAGAGGACAGGCUCCUUCAGAUCGCGGAACAGCUCUUCUAAGCAAUCCACUAGCCCACAGUAGAGACGGCAGGCUAAUAACUACAAAAAAGAAACUACUGCCUCGGCCCAUGCAACUAAUUCACGUGAAUCGCUGGGACGGCAAAGAAGUCCUCACUGUUGAUGAAGGCGCUCGCCGGUGGCUUGCAGAGCUGUCAACUCGAUACGUCGCCGUUAUUUCAAUUUGUGGAGAGCUUCAGACUGGCAAGUCAGGGCUAGCAAAUCUUCUCCUUGACGAGUGGGUUUUUGCUUAUUCCACUGCAGUUUAUGACGGCAUAUCUAGAUUUCGGCAAGGCAUACGCACUCGCUAUUCUUCUCAAGCCGAAGUUACAAAGAGUGAAAGAUGCUUUCAUGUGGCUUUUUCUGAAUCGUGCAGCAACAUUAUGUCCAGCACCGUGGGGUUCGCUGUUGGGUCAUCUACUGCAGCUCCGGUCGUCCACAAAGGCUCACGGUUUGUGCAGCGAGCCGAAUCCGAGGGCAAAACAGAGGGGGUUUGGGUGUCAGCUGUGGAAUCGGAAGGUGACAAAGACAACUUGGUGUACCUUGUCCUUGAUUUCGAAGGAAUCGGAAGCAGGAGAAAAACUGUAGAGCACGAUCAACGCCUCUUUACCCUUGCUCUACUCGUUUCCCACUUUCUGGUGUUCGUUACGAGAGGAGCUGUCGACAGUGACACUCUUUUCAGCUUGGCAUCUGCAUCGGCAUGGACUCAACGUUUGCGAAUGACCCACGGAGGCGUAGACCGUCCGAACCAGAAGCCGCCAACGCCAAGCCAUGGGGGUCCAACUCUAUCCCCUGCCGCAAAAGGCAAGGCAGACAUGACAUCGCUGCCACCAAAGCCGGGAAUUGCUUCUUCUUCGAGCAGUUGGAGGGCUCCUGCUCUUCUGUGGGUUCUUCAAGACUUCAAUAUGUCCAUGGUCGACGAGCAGCAAAACCCUCUUACAGCUGGCGACUACCUCGAAGCCCUCCUUAGCCUGAGUGUAUCUAGAGAGACAAAACACCUCAGCAAGUUGGCCUUAGGCUUGGAGAACCCUCAGAUUCGCAUGGCUCGCCAGGAGGUAUCCGAGCUAUUCGAAGAUCGUGACUGCGUCGCUCUCCCCUCUCCGCUUGGACAGUAUACAGCGUAUUCGCAGCAGCCGCCAUCAGGUCAAACUCAGACACGGGCUCUGGAGUCCGUCAGCGUCUCGGAAUUUGUUCCCCUUUAUCAGCGACGGCUUGCGCAGCUACGUUGCCGCGUUUUCCGGGAUUGCAAAGGGAGGGCUCUCGAUGGGACCGCACUGACAGGCAUUGCUCUCACAAGGAUCUUGGAAAAGCUUGUCGAAGGCAUCAAUGAGGGAGAAGUUCCGGAGAGUGUCCGGUUGCUCGGCUCCAUUCAGCAUGAUGAAUGCCGGCGCUGGAAGCAAGUGUGCGAAGAAGCAUUUACGAAGGAUCUCAGAGAGGCCUUUCAAGCAAAGUUACCUGUUACCACAAAGGAACUACAGGAGGGAGCGGAACAGUUGCAACGGAAAUAUUUACAGCAUUUCAAGAUCCACGCGAUCGGCGACGAAGAGGUUCUUCGUCACUACAAGACACAGCUCAAGGAGAAGCUUCGGCGUAUCACUGAGCGAGCGGUGGAGGAGAACGAUAGACACGCUGAGUGGAAAUGCCGGCAGAAGGCAAAGCUUCUCAGUGACAAGCUUGGCAUUGACCAGAAGAUUAGCGGGAAGCUGUACAUGGAUCUCCAGGCACUUAGCGACGACCUUAAUUUGCUACGCCAAGAGUACAACGCGGAGGUACGGGGCCCUCAGCAUGUACACCAGCGAGUUCUAAACGACUACAUUGACCAGCUGCUAUCCAAAGGUGCAAAAGCCGUUGCUGACGCAUUGAAGGAUCUCGCGCGUGACUCAGAGCGGACGGCUGCGUUGCUUCAUCAAAAAACGAUGGAUGCCGAAAGGAAAGGCGACAAGGCAACAAAGCUCGAACAGGAACUUCAGAACAAGGACAACGAAGCUGAACAGCUCCGGCGUGAGCUUGAGGAUGAACGUGAACAGCAAACAUUGCAAGAGGAACGGCACAAACAGGAGACGAAGGAGCUACGCCGAGAACUAGCGGAGCAGAGAGAAACCAACCAGCGGCUGAGCGCCCUCUACCACUCACGGGUAAUGGAUGAAGACGAUGGAUACCGCUACGGCGUGCGCCGUAGCAAGCAUAGUGCCGUGGGCUUGAACGACCAGCCACGUUGUUUUGGGAACAAGUGCACAAUCAUGUGA
Molecule: messenger RNA, 3327 nt
Organism: Eimeria necatrix
Lineage: Eukaryota; Apicomplexa; Conoidasida; Eucoccidiorida; Eimeriidae
Product: guanylate binding protein, putative
Exons: 15
Coding region: 1-3327 (1108 amino acids)
Molecular function (GO): GTP binding; GTPase activity
Source: RefSeq, a predicted model, not a curated record